Messenger RNA from Closterium sp. NIES-67, 4445 nucleotides. The record is from the annotation of a GenBank genome assembly. Lineage: Eukaryota; Viridiplantae; Streptophyta; Zygnematophyceae; Desmidiales; Closteriaceae.
UCUCAGGUGGGAAAGGCGACCUUGGGAAUUGCGGAAUCCUCGCAGUACGCGCAACCAGGAGGCCGGAUCACAAGCUGUGAUGCUCAGCACUUGUGUGUGCACUGCGCCGAUGCUCGCGAGUGCGGCUUUCUGAUCGCUUCGUCGUGGAAUCAAACGCAGCCAUCUCGCCGCCGCCGGUACUAGCAUGCAAUCGGCUGAACUGCUCACGAGGCCGUGGAUCGUCCACGUGGCAGCAUCUACAAGCGCAGCCCUGUGCCACAUCAGCACCCGCUCCUUCCAUCUCCUCCAACCUGCUCUCCGGCCGUCCCCUCCCUCGGUUCGAUCUCGGCCGUUGAUUCUGUUCAGUUCCCAUAUCACGGCCUCUGCUAGUAGCACCAGAAACAUUGGAAGCAUGAGCAUCAGCAGAGGCGUUGGCAGCAGCAGCGGCACAGCAGCAGCGGGUUUAGGAGGCCGGUUCUGCCGUCAGCAGUCGCCCACGUGCUCAUCAGUAUCGUUGCUAGAGGGCUUUCAAAGAAACCUUCGCUGCCAAGAGCACAUGAGGGGGAGACAGCCGCUGGGGAGGUUUCAGGGGUUAGGGUUUACCAGGGUUCAGAGUGCAGGGUUUAGCAGGAGAGCUACCAAUUGCAUGGUAAUCCCCCUAGCAGCGGCGCUAGGCCCAACAGGCAACCAUCCUCUAGCGGCAGCUGGUACUGUUAAACCCUUGCUGACUCGCAAGCUGACCUCCUUCUCGUUCUCUAGCAGCUCACGCUCCCCCAAGGACUUAGAUAGUAGGAGGGACUUGGAUAGUAGGAGAGAUGGACAGCAGGAUGGGCAGCGGCAGGGGCAAGGGCAGGGGCAGGGGCAGCAGGGGCAGGUGCGGGUGCAGGCUGGAGGGGAGGAAGGAGUGGAGGUGGAGAGUGGGAUUGAGAGUGGGCUGGAGAGCGGGCUUGAGAGCGGGCUGGAGAGCGGGCUGGAGAGCGGGAAUGAGAGUGGAACCGAGAGUGGUAGUGAGGGAGGGAAGGGGAGAGGGCCAGGGAAUGGGAACGGCAACGGAGCGGUGCUGGCAGCAGGAAAGGUGGUGGAGGUGGAGCUGCAUGAGGAGGCGGUGCAGUCCUACGUGACGUACGCCAUGUCCGUCAUCGUGGGGCGCGCUCUGCCUGACGCCCGGGACGGCCUCAAGCCAGUGCACCGCCGCAUACUCUACGCCAUGCAUGAGCUGGGUCUGGCGUCGUCCAAGCCUUUCCGCAAGUCGGCUAGAGUUGUGGGAGAGGUCCUAGGGCGCUUUCACCCACAUGGAGACACCGCCGUCUAUGACGCUCUCGUGCGCAUGGCGCAGGACUUCUCCCUGCGCGCCCCGCUGGUGCACGGCCAUGGCAACUUUGGGUCCGUGGAUGCCGACCCCGCUGCUGCGAUGCGAUACACCGAGUGCAGACUGCAGCCUCUCACAGAGAAAAUGCUCCUGGAAGACAUCCGCAGUGACACGGUUGACUAUGCUCCCAACUUUGACGCGUCAACCAACGAGCCGACGGUGCUUCCUGCCCGAGUCCCGGUGCUCCUACUCAACGGCUCUCAAGGCAUUGCGGUGGGUAUGGCCACUAACAUCCCUCCCCACAAUCUAUCGGAGCUGGUGGACGCCCUCUCAGCGUUCAUUGACAACCCCUCAAUCUCCACAGAAGACCUCAUGCUGAUCUGCCAGGGACCAGACUUCCCCACCGGAGGCGUCAUUUUGGGCACUUCUGGCAUGGAGGAGGCGUACCGCACGGGAAGGGGGUCGAUCGUGGUGCGGGGGAGGGCGUAUGUGGAAGAGCUGGGAGGAGGGGGCGCAGGGAGCAGGGGCAACCGUCUGGGGAUUGUGAUUACCGAGUUGCCAUACCAGACAAACAAGGCUGCUUUAGUCGAAAAAAUCGCCGAGCUGGUGAACAGCAAGGUGGUGGAGGGGGUGAGUGACAUCCGCGAUGAGAGCGACCGGUCGGGCAUGCGGGUGGUGGUGGAGGUCAAAAGGGGCGCCACCCCCAUGGCUGUGCUCGCGUCCCUGUACAAGCACACGCAGCUGCAGACGAGAUUCAACUGCAACCUCGUGGGGGGGAGGAAGAGAAUGAGGAGGAGGGGGGGGAAGGGGGCGCGGAGGAGGAGGACGAGGCUGAGAAGGAGGAGGAGGAGGAGGAGGAGGAGGAGGAGGAGGAGGAGGAGGGGAGGAGGAGGAGGAGGAGGAGGAGGAGGAGGAGGAGGAGGAGGAGGAGGAGGAGGAGGAGGAGGAGGGGAGGAGGAGGAGGAGGAGGAGGAGGAGGAGGAGGAGGAGGAGGAGGAGGAGGAGGAGGAGGAGGAGGAGGAGGAGGAGGGAGGAGGAGGAGGAGGAGGAGGAGGAGGAGGAGGAGGAGGAGGAGGAGGAGGAGGAGGAGGAGGAGGAGGAGGAGGAGGAGGAGGAGGAGGAGGAGGAGGAGGAGGAGGAGGAGGAGGAGGAGGAGGAGGAGGAGGAGGAGGAGGCCUGCACACGUGGUUCAACUGCAACCUUGUGGGGCUGGUCAAUGGCGAGCCCAAGGAGAUGACCCUCAGAGACUUCUUUCAGGUCUUCCUUGACUUCCGCUGCCAGGUCAUCGAGCGCCGAACCACAUUCCAGCUUCGGAAGGCGGAGGACCGGGACCACUAUGUACAGGGCCUGCUGAUUGGUCUAGGGAGCUUGGAUCGCCUGGUGGACAUCCUUAAGGCGGCUGCCACUCCGGCUGAUGCUGCUGAAACCCUUAAGCAAGCCCUUGGUUUAUCCCCUAUACAGGCUGAUGCUCUUCUCAGCACACCACUCCGGCGCCUCACAUCUCUUGAAGUGUCCAAGCUCGAGGAGGAGCACGCUCGUCUAAAGGGCGACAUUGCGGAUCUGCAGGACCUGCUGGCGAGCAGAAAGAGGGUUCUGCAGACGGUGAAACGGGAGGCGAUGGCUCUGAAGGAGGAGUUUGGCGGGCCGAGGAGGACCAGGAUCGAGGCGGACGGCUCUGCUGCCGACCUGGAUCCGUCUGACGUCAUUCCCAAUGGCACUGUGCUGCUGAACCUGAGCGAGCGCGGGUACGUGAAGCGCAUGGCAGCGGACACCUUUUCAGCGCAGAAGAGAGGCACUGCGGGGAAGUCGGGCGGGAAGCUGAAGGCCGAUGAUGCCAUGGCGCGAUUCGUGGUGUGCCGCACCCACGACACCGUGCUCUUCUUCAGUGACCGCGGAGUGGCUUACACCAUGAAAGGGUACCAAAUCCCGGAGGGCUCCCGCACUGCCAUUGGCUCUCCGAUCUCCCAGAUCGUUCCGCUGCAAGACUCAGAGCGCAUCACAUCAAUGCUGCCGGUGGGCAACUUCUCAGAAGAAGCCUACCUGGUGAUGAUGACUCGAGGGGGGUUCAUCAAGCGCACUGCUCUGCAUGCUUUCAGCGACACACGGAAGAGCGGGCUCAUCGCCAUUCAGCUGGGAGAGGGCGAUGAGCUGGCAUGGGUGCGGAGAGCGACAGCUGGCGACUCGCUAUUGGUCGGCUCGCAGUCCGGCAAUAUCGUUCGAUUCGCGUGCGAUGACGACCAGCUGCGCCAGAGUGGGCGGACAGCGAGGGGAGUGAGGGCCAUGCGGCUGAGGGAGGGGGACACUGUAGCGGCUCUGGAGAUCGUGCCAGGUGUCGCGUCGGAGUCCAAGGACGGCGGGCCGUGGGUGGUGAUGGCCACUCGCAAUGGGCUGGGCAAGCGCGUGCCAACGACCUUGUUUGCCAACCAGAAGAGGGGAGGGGUGGGGGUGAAGGGCAUCAAGGGCAAGGUGACCAUAUGAGGACAAGGUGACUACAUGGGGGCAAGGUCAUAUUGGGGCAAGGUGUCCAUAUGGGCUUCAAGCAUGUGUGUGGGGGUCGAAAAUUUUGACUGGAAUUCAAAGAAUGCCUCCGGACAUUAUUCCAGUGAGCGCAGUUAGGAAGACGGUUGAGUAAGUGGACUCCUCACGGGGGUCGAAGGUGUGUCUCGAAUUCAAAGGAUGCAUAUGAAACAACCAUGCGUGAGGGGUCUAUUUUUGAGGUGCCUCAAAGGAUGCUUGUGAAAGAACCAUGCGUGAGGAGUCUAUUUUUGAGGCGCCUCAAAGGGUGCCUGCGAAAGAACCAUGCGUGAGGAGUCUAUUUUUUAGGCGCCUCAAAGGAUGCCUGUAAAAGAAACAUGCGCGACGGGUAUAUUUUUUAGCCGCCUCAAAGAAUGCCUGUGAAAGAACCAUGCGUGAGGAGUCUAUUUUUGAGGCGCCUCAAUGGAUGCCUAUGAAAGAACCAUGCGUGAGGAGUCUAUUUUUGAAGGGCCACAAAGGAUGCCUGUGAAAGAACCAUGCGUGAGGAGUCUAUUUUUUAGGCGCCUCAAAGGAUGCCUGUGAAAGGACCAUUCAUGAGGAGUCUAUUUUUUAGGCGCCUCAAAGGAUGCCUGUGAAAGAACCAUGUAUGAGGGGUCUAUUUUUUAGGCACCUCAAAGGAUGC